AAUAUCAUUGAUAGACUCAAAAGGAAAGGCGCUAGCUAGCUCGCUAGCCAGUUCAGUGGUUCUGGUUCUUGACUGUCAACAACUUUACAUGAAAUUAGACAGUUUAUCAUGUCAUUUUAUCGCCGAAUCUUUGAAAUAUUGAAAAAUCAAAACAUGCAAAAAACAUUUUUAGUGGCUUAAAAAGCUUUUAGUGUUUUGCUAAAUAAAAGAAAUAAAAUUAUUCACCACAAACUGUGUUACUUAAAACCGACAAUAUGGCAGUCUAUUUAACAAAGAAAAUGCUCUCGAAGAUGAAUAGAUUGAAGUAUCCCUAUAAUGUGCCCAUCGAGGCGGUAGAUGAAGGAAGCAGCAGCAGUAGUAGUGCUGAUCAUUGGCAAAAGUUGAUGUCUGAGACCAAUAAGAAAACGGUUCAGUUAGCCAAAGAUAUGAUAUGCAGGGUGUGUGCUCGAAGUGGGUGUACUCCACUCAGUGAUAAAAUUGAUGGCUGCGAAAUUAUGUGCACAAUUCGGAGUCUGACUAAUGUAUCUAUUGAGGCUGAUGAUUCUUUGCCCAAAUAUAUAUGCACCAAUUGUUUGGAAUCACUUAAAUUUGCAAUGAACUUUAAAAAAACAUGUGAAGCCUCUGAUAAGAAGUUUAGGAAGAUAUUACAUCCUACAGGUGUGCCUGAACCAUCAUAUCCGUAUUCCAAACAUGACUUCCAACUUAUCCUGCACCAGAUCAAGCAAAAGAGGAUGAGACGAGAGGAGAGAGAAGCUAAGGAACAAAUGAGGAUUGAAAGGAUGCUUGAGAAGAAAUCACCAAGAAUCAAACAGUUCAAAUGUUCACCUUGUGACUUGAUAUUCCCGAAUAAGGAGAAGCUCAUGUCUCAUCGUCGUGAGCGCCAGUGUAUGCGGCGGGCAUGCGACAUCUGCGGCCAACUGGUGCUCAGCAUCACCCAGCACAUGCGACACAUUCACAAGCAGAGCUCCCCACACAAAUGUCUUACCUGUGGCAAAGAGUUCCCCCUCAUUGCCAGACUCAAAAACCAUAUGCUUGUUCACACAAACACUUUCAACUUCUUCUGUGAUUUGUGUCCUUACAAGUGCAAACACAAGUACUAUCUGGUGAUGCACAUGCGUACACACACAGGCGAGAAGCCUUACAAGUGUGCUCAGUGCCCUGCGACCUUUGUCAACCCUUCUAACUUGAACAAACACAAGCUCACUCAUCAAGCCAAACAAUUCAAGUGUAUGCUAUGCGAUAAAGCGUUCCGUACGAACACCGCAUUACGAGAACAUCAGGAAGCGGCUCACAUGAACAUUAAGCACACCUGUAACUAUUGCGGCCGUGAAUUCUGCUACAAGUCGGACCUACGUAAACACGAAAUACGGAGCCAUAACAGAGUGAAACGCGAUUACGUCGGCGGCGAGCCGACUUACAAACAAGUGGAGAGACUGCAGAAAAUACAGGAAACUGAGGCGAUUGACAAAUGGCGCUCUCAAGAGAUGACGGUUACGCAGUCUGUGCCUGUCGUUCAACCCACUUACAUAGAUCAGCCGAAGGAGUUUAUAACCAACCACGCCCUGUACUUCCCUGAUGUUAGCAUGAUACAGCAGCAGCAACAAAUGGUUCAGCAGCAGACUGUGGAGUUGAAUCUACCCGAACUGGCUCUGAAGAAAGAUGAAGUGGAGUUAUACAAAUCCCAGCCGGGAAUCGGAUAUUUUUAAGGCAAACUGAGCAAUUAUAACUGUAUGCAUUUUUUUAGGUAAUAUCAAUAAGAUAUGAAAUAUUAUUCAACGUAACCUUAGAUCGAACUAUAUUAUUUACGCAACAAUUUGUGCUUUGUCCUCCCGUAAAAUGUUCCAAUUUUUAAUUUACUCAAAUGAUGAAAUUCGAACUUUUUCCGUUAGGACAAUGCACACCCAAUUAAUGACAAUUAAGCUAAAUACUUACUUAGGUAUUUUAAUCCAGUGUAGUUUAAUGUACCCAUUAAGUAAAUAAUAAGGUAAAUAUAGAUAUUGAUUAUCUCCA
Messenger RNA from Trichoplusia ni (cabbage looper), 2010 nucleotides. RefSeq names its product zinc finger protein 273-like. Gene Ontology annotation, cellular component: nucleus. Lineage: Eukaryota; Metazoa; Arthropoda; Insecta; Lepidoptera; Noctuidae. The record is from RefSeq and is a predicted model, not a curated record. The transcript has 10 exons. Gene Ontology annotation, biological process: regulation of transcription by RNA polymerase II. The coding region runs from base 255 to 1706 and encodes 483 amino acids. Gene Ontology annotation, molecular function: DNA-binding transcription factor activity, RNA polymerase II-specific; RNA polymerase II cis-regulatory region sequence-specific DNA binding; zinc ion binding.